Marmota monax (woodchuck) is the source of this 2874-nucleotide messenger RNA. It is a transcript of the gene Znf614, whose product is annotated as zinc finger protein 614. Gene Ontology annotation, biological process: regulation of DNA-templated transcription. Bases 907 to 2640 code for a protein of 577 amino acids. The transcript has 6 exons. The record is from RefSeq and is a predicted model, not a curated record. NCBI's taxonomy places the organism in Eukaryota, Metazoa, Chordata, Mammalia, Rodentia, Sciuridae.
CUGUGAGGAGUUUUGAAGUCAGCCCAUAACAAUCAAUUUUGCUGGUAUGUUGUUGUUUGUCGCCUGUGUUCAUGAGGGAUAUUGGUCUGCAGUGUUCUUUUCCUCCACUGCCUUUGGCUUUUUAUCUGAAUUAAAGCUUAGUGAUCCUUAAUGGCUUUGUAAAGCCGAAUGGACCUCGGCUUUUCUACGUGAGAUGAGUUUGCACAUAGUAUUCCUGAAGUGUUCCUAAUUCAGUUACAAGUUCAACUUCUGUAGUUACUAUACAGCCAUUCAAAUUUUUAAAAACUCUUUUCCUGUUAUUUAUGUCUAGACAAAUGCUGAUUCAAGGGACAAAUGCCUAGUUAUUGCCAUCUAUCAGAGCUGGUGACCUAAUGCUGGGUUCACAAAAUAUGACUAUUCCAAUAACUUAAGAAAAUGGCAUAGAAAGCACAGAAACAGAAGAAGUACACUUUCAAAAUCUGGGAUGGCUCUGUGACCACAGGGCUCUGUGGAAAGAGACAGAACCACUGGAAUUCUUUAUUCUUACACAGGGGACGCACAGGGGGAGGUUCCAUGGAAUAUUCCUUCUAUCCCAAAAAGGCCAAAGGAGUAGGAUUACAAAGCAACAGGGUUGUUGGGAGCCGCUCUGGAAACAUGCCCUGAAGUCCUGAGCAAGAGAAACUGAACACUUUUUGCCGCCCACAGUAACUUGGGCUCUGCCUCAGCUCAGGUCUUGCUCCACAGAAUCAAGAAGAAUGGAGGAGAAGAAUGAAGGGAGAAGGAAGAACUCCUAGAGUGUUACCAUUUCUAAGGAACCUUAAACUGGAUGCCAAGGUUUCUGAACAUAAUGAAUGACUCCAGGGCUGUAGUAGAAGAGAUAUAAAACUUAGAAUCCUGUUAUCCAUCAUUUCCUGGGUAUAGAGGAAAAUGAUUGAGCCUCAGGAAUUGGUGACACUGGAAGAUGUGGUUGUGAAUUUCACCUUGGAGGAGUGGCAGCUCCUGGAUCCUUCUCAGAAGAAUCUGUACCAGGAUGUGAUGUUGGAAAAUUAUAAUAAUCUGGUCUCAGUAGGGUUUCAAAAUAUCAAACCACAUGCACUCUCUAAUUUGGAGCAAGGAGAAGAACUGUGGAUGAUAGAAGAUGAAGUCCAGAAUGGACCAUGUUCAGAAAUCGGGAAAGUUGAUGGCCACCUGCAGGAGUACUCUCAAACCCAAAGAUUCCUGAAGAGUAUGCAUCAAUGCAGUGAUCAGAAUGCAUUUAAAAAUAUCACUCAUUUCAGCAAAACACAUUUUAUUCUACUGCAAAAGCACGAUACAAUUUUGAAAUCAAGAUUAGGUUUAGUUAACCAGAAGAGAAGACAUGAAAUAAAUAACCCUGUUGGUUUUAAUGAAGGUGAGAAAAUCUACCUACACGAUAAAGAUGAACAUACAUUUACUGAAAUGAAACUCACUGAAAGUACAAAAUGCAUAGGUAUUAAAUGUCAAGCGUUCAAACAUCAGAAGACUCAAAAAAUUGAGAAACCCCUUGCAUACACUGAAGGUGAGAAAACCUUCACCAGAAAGUCUCUGCUCCCUUAUCAUGGGAGCAUUCAUACAGGAGAGAAACCUGGGAGUGGUCAAGGUGAGAAAUCAUCCAGAAGUGUCCUAACCACUAAGCAUCAGAGGACUCAUGUAGGAGACCUUCCUUGUGUACUCAGCGAGUCCAGGAAGGGUCCUGCUGUGAAGAGCAGCCUCACUGUCAGUGAGCAGUCCCAGACAGGAGAGAAAUCCUAUCUAUGCAGUGAGUGUGGAAAGGGCUUUACAAUGAAGCGCUAUCUAAUUGCUCAUCAGCGAACUCACAGUGGAGAGAAACCUUUUGUAUGCAGUGAAUGUGGAAAAGGCUUCACUGUGAAGAGCAAUCUCAUCGUCCACCAGCGAACUCACACAGGGGAGAAACCCUAUAUAUGCAGUGAAUGUGGAAAAGGCUUCAUCAUGAGGCGCUAUCUAGUUGUGCAUCAGCGAAUUCACACUGGAGAGAAACCCUAUGUUUGUAAUGAAUGUGGAAAAGGCUUUACUGUGAAGAGCAAUCUCAUUGUGCAUCAGAGAUCUCAUACAGGGGAAAAAUCCUACAUAUGCAGUGAGUGUGGAAAAGGCUUCACUGUGAAACGCACUCUCAUCAUACAUCAGCGGACUCACACAGGAGAAAAAUCCUAUAUAUGCAGUGAGUGUGGAAAAGCCUUCACCACCAAGCGCACUCUUGUUAUACACCAGCGAACUCAUACAGGAGAGAAACCCUAUGAAUGCAAUGAAUGUGGUAAAGCCUUCAGCCAGAAGAUAUGCCUCAUACAACAUGAGAGAUGUCACACAGGAAAGACUCCCUUUGUAUGUACUGAGUGUGGGAAAUCCUAUUCACACAAAUAUGGCCUCAUUACCCAUCAGCGAAUUCACACAGGAGAGAAGCCCUAUCAGUGCAGUGAAUGUGGGAAAGCCUUCACUACAAAGUCGGUGCUCAAUGUACACCGAAGAACUCAUACUGGAGAGAGGCCCUACGGAUGCAGUGAUUGUGAGAAAGCCUUCUCCCACUUGUCGAACCUUGUUAAACACAAGAAAAUGCACACCAGAGAAACGGAUCGAUUCAUUCAAGUUGAAAAUUCUUUUAAUAGAGAGUCACAGCACAUCACUUAGGAGUGAACUCAUGCAUCCCCAAAACACUGUGCAGGGUGGAAAUGUCUUCUGUGGCAACUCAGACUUCACUAAACAUCUGUGUCUCUGGCCGAUUGGAAUGUAAUCACGGCACAGCCAACUGGGUGCCCUCAGAAGGAUCUUCCCAGGAGAUAUGCCUGGUUGCAGUAAAUAUGAUAGUGCCUUUGGUGAUCCUUUACCUCUCAUUUUCUGUCAAUAAAAACAGAUAAACUCAGA